Drosophila teissieri is the source of this 1964-nucleotide messenger RNA. Its product is annotated as seminase. Lineage: Eukaryota; Metazoa; Arthropoda; Insecta; Diptera; Drosophilidae. Gene Ontology annotation, molecular function: serine-type endopeptidase activity. Gene Ontology annotation, biological process: proteolysis. The coding region runs from base 1 to 897 and encodes 298 amino acids. The transcript has a single exon. The record is from RefSeq and is a predicted model, not a curated record.
AUGCAGCUAAGUCAACUAGUUUUAGUACUAGCACUCUGCCAUGGAUCAGUUUUUGGAUUUUCUGAGACGGCGCCACAGAUAAAUCUAGGUGAAAUACCGCUCAAUGGACAACCCUAUCAGAUAGUGCGCGUUAUUGAGUACAUAGUGCCAUAUCCCUACCAGAGAUCUCCCAAAAUAUCCGCUAGAACUUCGAGUGUAAGAAACAAGGAAUCCAACAGUCUGGAAAUAAUUCCCGCUGACAUCGAAACUCUUCUAAACGAUGGAAGAGCCACAACAGAGGCACCAAAGGCAGUGAAGCAUUUCGUUAUGCGAAUCCUUUAUGAAAACAGAGUCAUUUGCAGUGGUGCUCUAAUCUCGAGUCGUCUGGUCUUAACCUCUGCCCACUGCUUUCCCAGGACUCUGCAUCAACAUCCUUCUAGCUUAUACAAACUGCAGGCCAGUCGGAGUCGGAUAUAUUCGGUGGCCAAUCUAAUUACCGGCACCAUAGAAGACAUGGCUCUAUUGCUGCUCAGCGCUCCACUGAAGGAUCCCCUCGUCCAACCGAUUGAUCUGUGUGACUCACCUCUCCGAAGGAAUGGCAAUGUCACCAUGUACAUGUCACAGCAACAUCUGCGCUUCCUGCGCACCAAACUCAUUCCCAAUAGGAAUUGCAAAAACAGCUAUGCCCAGGACGAGAACGCCUUCAUCACCCAGACCAUGUUGUGCGCCCUGAACUCAAACAGGUUGGUGGACUGCCAGACGGCCAAGGGGGAUGUCCUGCUCCACCAGGAUCGGGUGUGCGGAGUGGACAUCUACGGACAGCACUGCUCCGAUGGGGGCGUCAAUGGCGAGCUGUAUGCCGACGUCUUUAAAGCCAGGACUCAACUAAUGCACUUGAUUGAGCGCUAUUCAAACUAAGCGAUUUAACUAAGAAAUUUCGUAAAAUAUAUAUACUUACUUAUUUUCCUAUGAUUUUUGUCUAAAAAUGUUUAAAUCAAAUCCUAAAGUAGAGAACGCACAUACAUUUAUUGCCGCCGUUCAAUGUUCGUGUGCUGCCCAAAUCAAAUCAAUCUCACUAAACAAACACUGAAAACAAAAGGGCGAAAGUGGGGUGGACCAAAAAAAAAUCGCAAAUAAAAUCAGGGGAUGCCGCCUUCUGUUGGUCGUGGGUAAAAUUGAAAGUCGCCACCAACAAAAUCAGAGUAACACAAAGAGCACUCGCUGGCGAUGUUUUUUUAACAUUUUAUUUUCUUUCAAUUUGCGGCUUAAAAAAGUUAACUGUUCCAUUAAAAUGCCCUGAACUGCAAUGACUAUGAUGUAUGUAAAUUUGAGCGAAAAAACAAAUGGCAAAAAACAAAAAUUGUGAAAAAAAAAUGCACAAUAAGAGACACAAGCGCCACCCAAACCCUCUAAAAUCAUCAUGACAGGAAAAAGGUGUUACACUUGGCUUGAAAUUUACACCGUCGGUGGGCGUGGCAACAUAGGGGCUUCUGUGGCAAAAAAGGGGACGAGAUGGUGUCCUGGAAAAAAAAAACCCGAAGCUUCGCUGGCGGCUAUGGAUACGUCGCUAGCUUUUGGCUUUGGCUUUGCGCUAAAAUAUGCAAUUUUGUCAUGAAAUAUGCACAUGUCCACCGCGCGGCAAGGACGAAACGCCGUGCCACCCACCGCCACCCACCUACAGCAGCACUAUCAGCGACGGCAACAAAAUAAAUUUAAAAGGCAACAUACAUAAAUAAAUUAAGCAUUUAAAAACCCAACGGGAAUAAUGAAAGCCAUAAAAGGCUUAGGUAGUGCGAAUCUGGAAGUGCCCUUCACAAGGAUUAAGCUAAUUAUAAAAAAAAUCGUAGUAGGAGUGAUAUAAUGCUACUAAAGAAAAUCUUUUCCAUUCGAAUUUUCCGCAAAUUACAAUAGCCCUUCUAUUGAAAUUAAGAUAGUAAAGAAUGUACAUAACGUAAGAAAUUCGCCAAUAAAAACUAUUAAAUGAA